UAUAGCCCCUGCAUAGAUACUUGUAUACCCACACACAUAUAGAUACAUUCAUAUACAAGAAGCAUGGCCUCUAAUGGAGAAAAUGUUGUUGUUCCCAUGAAGCUUGAGAAUCUACUUUCCAUGAAAGGAGGCAAAGGAAAGGGCAGCUAUGUCAAUAACUCUCAAGCCCAGGCAUUACACGCUCGAUCCAUGCUUCAUCUUCUUGAAGAAACCCUAGAUGGAGUCCGGCUGCCAAAAUGUAGUGCUGAUGAUCCGACGCCGUUUACGGUGGUGGACUUGGGAUGUUCCUGCGGCAGCAACACCCUUUACAUAAUCAAUGUCAUCAUCAAACACAUCGCGAAGCGCUACGAGUCGAUGGGAUUCGAGCCGCCGGAAUUUUCCGCCGCCUUCUCCGAUCUGCCCAGCAAUGACUUCAACACACUUUUCCAGCUGCUUCCUCCCAUGGCAGCAAACUAUGGCGGCAGCAUGGAGGAAUGUCUGGCCGCCAACGACCACCGCUCUUAUUUUGCCUCCGGAGUCCCCGGCUCUUUUUACCGCCGCCUUUUCCCCUCCAAAUCAGUUCAUGUUUUUCACUCCGCUUUUUCCUUGCACUGGCUCUCUCAGGUGCCGGAGAGUGUGCUGGACAAGAGAUCGACGGCGUACAACAAAGGAAGGGUGUUCAUCCACGGUGCGAGUGACUGUACAGCAAAUGCAUACAAGAAACAGUUCCAAACGGAUCUAGCAUGGUUCCUUCGAUCAAUCGCAGAGAUGAAGAGAGGUGGGUCCAUGUUUCUUGUCUGCUUGGGCCGGACGUCUAUGGACCCCACCGACCAAGGUGGGGCCGGCGUCCUCUUCGGGACCCACUUUCAAGAUGCUUGGGACGAUCUUGUCCAAGAGGGCCUUAUUUCUGGGGAGAAACGUGACAGCUUCAACAUCCCAGUUUAUGCACCAAGCCUGCAAGACUUCAAGGAGGUGGUUGAAGCUGAUGGCUCAUUUGCCAUUAACAAGCUUGUGGUAUUCAAGGGUGGAAGUCCCCUGGUGGUCAGCCAGCCAGACGAUGCAUUCGAGGUGGGUCGUGCCCUUGCCAACUCCUGUCGGAGUGUGGCCGGAGUUCUAGUUGAUGCCCACAUCGGAGACCAACUCAGCGAAGAGCUGUUUUUGCGAGUGGAGCGUCGAGGAGCCGGCCAUGCCAAGGAUCUGUUAGAGAAGCUACAAUUUUAUCAUAUAGUAGCAUCUUUGUCUUUUGCUUAAGAGAAAAAUUCUGAG
Carica papaya (papaya) is the source of this 1245-nucleotide messenger RNA. It is a transcript of the gene IAMT1, whose product is annotated as IAA carboxylmethyltransferase 1. Gene Ontology annotation, molecular function: methyltransferase activity. NCBI's taxonomy places the organism in Eukaryota, Viridiplantae, Streptophyta, Magnoliopsida, Brassicales, Caricaceae. The record is from RefSeq and is a predicted model, not a curated record.